Colletotrichum lupini is the source of this 1569-nucleotide messenger RNA. RefSeq lists its product as uncharacterized. The record is from RefSeq and is a predicted model, not a curated record. The transcript is spliced from 11 exons. NCBI's taxonomy places the organism in Eukaryota, Fungi, Ascomycota, Sordariomycetes, Glomerellales, Glomerellaceae. Bases 1 to 1569 code for a protein of 522 amino acids.
AUGUCUGGUGUAAGGCAUGUCUCGUCGCACCGAUACCCGGCCGCCGGUAUAAUUCUCACCAGAAACGGGUGGGGAGCGAUUGGACGCGGGCCCAAUGCGUUCGGGGGCAACGGCCGGAGCCCCGAAGGACCCCUACGGCGCCCUUCCGGACACGUGGACAUAUCCCGGCCCACGGCGUCACGGCGACAGCGAUACUGGGGACUGUCCACGCGGCAGAUGCAGUCCACAUUCUUCCAUGUUCCUGGUAGAAGUUACUCGGACCUGGCCGUAGCCAGUCCGGAGCCUCCAAGCUGCUCCGAGGAUCGCGGAGAAGAGUUUGGCGGUGUCCAGGACGCGUGGAACCCUCGUAACAUUUGUCCACAGCACGAACAAACACGACGCAACGGAAGCGUGCCAGCGACUAGGAUCCGGGACAUUGACAGCCCGACCGGAGCGACGGCGUGCCGGGAUGGGUAUCGGUGUGCCGUAAUAGCAAAUCUGGCAAAGUCCUUCCAACCAUCAGAUCAGUGGGAGGCUGGGGGCCUAGGGCCAUGGGCGCCAUCCCCUGGCCCCGAUGACGGGGGCUUCAAGACUGGCCAAAGUAAGACUGGCGCACUGGAUAGAAGGGAAGCUUCGGCGCCGGCUUGGGGAAAGCUGCUAAACCUGAAUAGCUGUGCGGCUGAGCUUGCUGAGUUGGAUCAGAGGACGGCGGCAAGUAGAGGUGCUCCCUGUCUGACCUAUUGCACGACCACGGGGCUUAGCAUGGCUGCUGUGCUACGCCUCGCGACGGCUGGUUUCCAUUCAGUGAGAUGGCGUCCUCGGGUUCAAGUCUUGAUGUAUCUCGCAGGUAGUCGUACGAGGAUGGGAUUGCAGGUACAGCUGUGGCAUCGGUCGGUCUUCCAGCUGGUGCUCUCGAGACGGGAAAAGAUUGACGUGAGCAAGGCUUUUUGCUUCUUUGGCAGCGAGGGCGAAGAAGGGAGAAUUCGAACACGAAUGUCUCGUUGGAAACUGAAAGCCCAGUUCACUGUGCAGCCAUACAUCUUGAGCGCUUCCGUCCCUUCUUACCUUACUUCUUGCUUCCUUGACCUGGCGGGGUACCUUAGCCACAAGAGAAAGAAGAACCAGGAAAGAGAGGGGAAACGCGAGAUGCUUGCCUAUCUACGAGUUACACCACUCACCCCCACGUUCCUCCCCAGAUACGAUUACCAGGACAAAGGAAAGAGCCGUGGGUUCGCGAUUGAUCCGACGUACCUUACCUUCGAGCACUUCUGGGCCAGAUUUACCAAGGAAAGGGAAGAAAAGCUACCGGCCAGACAAGGUCUUACAGACGGCGAGCUGCAGGUGCGGAUGCCUCCCCGGCGUCAAGGGCACAUCAUGUACCUCGAGGUACUUGGUGCUGCGUAUGGAGUACCCGUACGGAUUUCUACUAGGCCCCUCAAUAAUUCUCAGGGUUCGAAGAGCCAGUAUCCAGAGACACAAUCCCUCAUUGCUCGUCAUAGGUUCCAUGGCACUAUGAUCAUUGGGCACAUCCGAUGGUUGACACCUGAAGCCCUGGAGUUCCUGCAAAAGGACUCAGCCAAACAUGAAUAG